AGUGUGUGUGAGCUGAUGUGAAUUGAGCAGCAUGGAUCAGUGUGAGGACAGAGAGGAGGGAGUCCCUCCCUCUAAAAGCACUCUGUGUGGGGAACAUGAGAGCCAGACCAAAGCUCAGAGCCCAGAGCUGUGGGGCGUACCAGGCUCAGCUGGACAUAACCCUAAAACUAAUCCAGAACCUGGACCUGAACCCAGCUGUGUUUCCUUAAAGAGCAACGAGUCGAAGGGUGUUGGUGUGAACUUGAACAAAAGACUGUUAUGUGACAAAGAGAUCAAUAAGAGGCCAGAAUCUCCUGGACCUGAACCCAGCUGUGUGUCUCUAAAGAGCAACGUGUCGAAGGAUGUUGAUAUAAACUUUAAAGGCUGUUCUUCUGCUGCUGAGAGAGCUUCUGCACAGUGUGGAGAAAUAUCCAGAAGCAGAGCUGGACUGCAGACAGCCAGUCAGAGCAGCUGUGUACAAACAGAUGUUGGUCUGCAGGAGGUUUUAGAUGAACAUAAGAUCAGUCUGAGGAGGAGAUGUGAACGUGUGACUGAAGGAAGUGAUGAAACAGGAAGUAGAACCCUCCUCAACAGGAUCUACACUGAGCUCUACAUCACAGAGGGACAGAGUGAAGAGGUUCAUACCCAACAUGAGGUGAGACAGCUGGAGACAGCUUCCAAGAUGGACGCCCUCCAUGACGCUCCAAUCAGGUGCCAGGACAUCUUUAAAGCCUUACCUGACCAACAGAGACCCAUCAGAGUGGUUCUGACCAACGGCGUGGCUGGUGUUGGAAAAACCUUCUCAGUGCAGAAGUUCACUCUGGACUGGGCAGAGGGCUUGGAGAACCAACAUGUCAGUGUGGUGGUUCUGCUUUCAUUCAGGGAGCUGAACCUGAUCAGAGAUGAGCAGUACAGUCUUCUGGAGCUGCUCCAUGUUUUCCAUCCAACAUUACAGAAGGUCACAGCAGAGAAGCUGGCUGUCUCUCAGCUUUUGUUCAUCUUUGACGGCCUGGAUGAAAGCAGACUUUCAUUGGAUUUCACCAACAGGAAGCUGCUGUCUGAUGUCACACAGAAGUCAUCAGUCAGCCAGCUGCUGACAAACCUCAUCCAGGGGAAUCUGCUUCCCUCGGCUCUCGUCUGGAUAACUUCCCGACCUGCAGCAGCCAAUCAGAUCCCUCCUACAUGUGUUGACAGGCUAACAGAAGUACGAGGCUUCACUGACGCCCAGAAGGAGGAGUACUUCAGGAGGAGAUUCAGUGAUGAAGAGCUGUCCAGCAGAAUCAUCUCCCACAUGAAGACAUCCAGGAGCCUCCACAUCAUGUGUAGUAUCCCAGUCUUCUGCUGGAUCACUGCUACAGUUCUGGAGCACAUGUUGAUUACAGAGCAGAGAGGAGAGCUGCCCAAGACCCUGACUGACAUGUACUCACACUUCCUGCUGGUUCAGACAAAGAGGAAGAAGAACAAGUACCACGAGGGACAUGAGACGAGUCCACAGGAGCUGACGGAGGCUGACAGGGAAGUUCUUCUGAGGCUGGGGAGGCUGGCAUUUGAACAUCUGGAGAAAGGAAACAUCAUGUUCUACCAAGAAGACCUGGAGCAGUGUGGUCUGGAUGUGACAGAGGCCUCGGUGUACUCAGGAGUUUGUACAGAGAUCUUCAAAAGAGAGUGUGUGAUCUUCCAGACACCAGUCUACUGCUUUGUUCAUCUGAGCAUUCAGGAGUUUCUGGCUGCUGUCUACAUGUUCCACUGUCACACCAACAGGAAGUCAGAGGUGCUGAAGAACUUUUUGGGAAAAAAAUACAACGAGUCCUCUCUGGAUGAUUUUCUUAAACGAGCCAUGGAGAAAUCCCUCCAGAGUAAAAAUGGCCACCUGGACCUGUUUGUUCGCUUCCUUCAUGGCCUCUGUCUGGAGUCCAACCAGAGACUCUUAGUAGGUCUGCUGGGUCAGACAGAGAUCAGUCCAGGAACCAUCCAGAGAGUCAUCAACAACCUGAAGGAGAUGAACAGUUAUAAAAUCUCUCCUGACAGAAGCAUCAACAUCUUCCACUGUCUGAUGGAGAUGAACCACCUCUCAGUACAUCAGGAGAUCCAAGAGUUCCUGAAGUCAGAGAACAGAUCAAAGAAGGAACUCUCUGAGAUCCAGUGCUCAGCUCUGGCCUUCAUGCUGCAGAUGUCAGAGGAGGUUCUGGAUGAGUUGGACCUGCAGAAGUACAACACAUCAGAUCAGGGACGACAGAGACUGAUUCCAGCUGUGAGGAACUGCAGAAAGGCUCGACUGACUCGGUGUCGACUCUCAGAUACUCACUGUGAAGUUGUGGCCUCAGCUCUGAAGUCCAACCCCUCCCAUCUGACAGAGCUGCACAUGAGUUGGAACAACCUGCAGGAUUCAGGGAUGAAGCUUCUGUGUGCUGGACUGGAGAGUCCAAACUGUCAGCUGGAGACUCUGAGAUUGAUGGAUUGUGGUUUGCCAAAGAUCAGCUGUGAUUAUCUGGCAGCAGCGCUGAAGUCCAACCCCUCCCAUCUGAGAGAGCUGGACCUGAGUAAAAACAACAAGCUGCAGGAUUCAGGAGUGAAGCAUCUGUGUGGUUUUCUGGAGAGUCCAGGAUGUGGACUUGAAACUCUGAGAUUGAGCUACUGUGGUUUGUCAGAGAUCAGCUGUGAUUAUCUGGCAGCAGCACUGAAGUCCAACCCCUCCCAUCUGAGAGAGCUGGACCUGCAUAGAAACAACCUGCAGGAUCCAGAUGUGAAGCAGCUGUCUGAUCUUCAGCAGAGUCCAGACUACAGACUGGAGACUCUGAGGUGGAGGUGAUGAUGGUAAACAGGACGGUGUGUGUGCUGAGAGAGGAGGAGCUGUGUCCUGAUGAUCCAGAGAGGUUGAAGCAGCAGCAGCUUGUGUGUAGAGACGCUCUGACUGGGCCAUGUUACUGGGAGGUGGAGAGGAGAGCUUCAUCCAGCAGUGACUGACAGAGGAAUGAAGUGCAGAUGACUGUCAGUGCUGCAGAGUGAACUGCUCUGAGAACAGCUCCACUGUCAGACACAAUGUAGAGUCCAGCAUCAUCCCUGUGUGUCCCUCUGGAUCUGACAGAGGAUCAUCAGUGUAUCUGGACUGCUCUGCUGCUGCUCUGUCCUUCUACAGUCUCUGCACAGUCUCUGUCUGACUCUGGCUUCAGACCCUCCUGGAUCAAACUCACCUGGAAAGACUUUCAAACAUCACUCAAUAGAUUUGAAUACAGAAUAGAUUUGAUAUAUACUGUAGAUGUACUGUAGAGUUGCAGUUUGUCACUUGUAAAUACAGUCUGUGAGCAGCUCUGAGCUGAAAGAUCUUUCUAGAAACACGAAAUGUUUUCACUCUUCUGUUGCUUUUUCAUAUAUUUCCACAACAUUAAUAUUGAUCCCACCUGUCUCACCUGUUUCAUGCUUUUAUACAUAAGAACAGGACACGUGUGAUCUGAGCGCUGCUGUGGUUGCUGUGCUGCACGUCUUCAUUUAGAUAACAGAGACAUCUAGUGGUUCAGAGGGAGAACUGCAGGAGGUGGAGCUGUGUUUUAGCAUGGAAAACUUUUUAUCUUUUAGGCGCAGAUACAAAUAUGACAAGUAUCAGUGUGAGAUACAAAAGGUCACAUCAGUCAGCAGAGGGAACAGUGAUCACACAGCAAUGUAAGAAUAGAAACAUAACAGUGAAUCUGGACAUGUAUACAGAUGGAAGCAAACAAACAGGAUGUAACACUACAUUAAAGCCACAAAUGGGAAGAAAACAAAGCCAAAGGAAAAUAUAUUUGAUCUCAGGAAUCCAAAUCAGAUGCUUUAGAGCAGGGGUCGGCAACCCUGGGCACGCGUGUCACAGCUGGCACGUGAAGGGUUAACUGAUGGCACGACCAUAGCUGGACUGGCCAUCGGGCAUACCGA
This is a messenger RNA of Pelmatolapia mariae (spotted tilapia), 3885 nucleotides long. Its product is annotated as NACHT, LRR and PYD domains-containing protein 3-like. The record is from RefSeq and is a predicted model, not a curated record. Bases 32 to 2788 code for a protein of 918 amino acids. Gene Ontology annotation, biological process: intracellular signal transduction. Gene Ontology annotation, molecular function: protein binding. NCBI's taxonomy places the organism in Eukaryota, Metazoa, Chordata, Actinopteri, Cichliformes, Cichlidae. The transcript has 9 exons.